Molecule: messenger RNA, 2802 nt
Organism: Amphibalanus amphitrite
Lineage: Eukaryota; Metazoa; Arthropoda; Thecostraca; Balanomorpha; Balanidae
Product: serine protease Hayan-like
Exons: 2
Coding region: 239-1774 (511 amino acids)
Biological process (GO): proteolysis
Molecular function (GO): serine-type endopeptidase activity
Source: RefSeq, a predicted model, not a curated record
GUCCAGGCACGUCAGACCCCUGGCAGUGCCGCGUGCAGUGCAGCCGGAGACGUCAGACCCCCUGGCAUUGCCGCGUGCAGUGUCGUCAGAGCAUUCACCACAUUAGCAGUGUUGUGUGCAGUAUAGCUGACCGUCACCAGUCUUCUGCCGGCUCUGUCCGGUCGUGAGCGCCAGUGUGAGACCCGGCUGUCUCGCUCCCUGACCCUCAGCUGAUUGGCCCGUCUCCCCAGCCCUAGCCAUGCGUCUGGUGGUGCUGGCGCUCCUACUGUGUGUAGGAGCGCCCCUCUCGGCGGCCUUUGUGUUCCCCAGUGGCGGGGUGCGCCGCGGUGUGGUGGUGAUGCCGCUGAGAGCGUGUCGAGCCAACGAUGGCACCGAGGGCCGCUGUGUGUCCAUGGUGUCCGGCGUCUGCCCCCUGUACAGGACCACCACGGACCUGCUGCUGCGCAAACCCAGCAUCUGCGCGCUCAGCUUCCGAGACGCCAUCGUCUGCUGCCCGCUGGCGGCGCUCAUCGGGACGACUGGAGGGGUCGCGCCGACCCCGCGCACCACCGCUCGGCCGCGUGUCUUCCCCGGUUUCACAAUACGACCGACCACCGCCCGGCCGGUAGUAACGGCCCCACCCACGGCUCCUCCAGUGGUCACCUCCGCUCCUCCGGUACCCAGCCCUCGGCCGGUGGUCACUAACCCUCCCCUGGUGACCAGACCGACUCCUACACGAGUCACCUCACCAGUGCCGUCCGCCCCGCCUCCGGUGCCGUCUGCCACCCCCGAGACUCGACCGACGCCCCGCUCCGUGCCGCCGACCCGUGACCUGCUGAGUCCGAUCGGUCUCCGCCCGCGGCCCACCCCGGCGGCGGCCACCUCUGCGCCCAUCACCGGCCCACGGCGCGGCUUUCGGCAGCCCGGCUGCGGCACCACCAGCCCCAUCCCGGCCUUCCACGCCAGCGGCGACUACUUCCAGCGGCCGCCGCCGUUCGCCCGCGCCGAGCGCGUCCACCUCGGCCUGCAGCCGUGGAUGGCCAUGGUGGGCGAGCGGAACUCUGAGAGAGCCGGGGCCGACCGCUGGAUCUGCGCCGGAGCGCUGCUGACGCCUCUCAUCGUGAUCACCUCGGCGCAGUGCGUGCUGACGCCCGACGAGCCCAAGCGGCUGGUGGUCGGUCUCGGCGAGCACGACCUGGCGUCGCGCACGGACGGCGUGGCCGGCUCGCACCCAGUGGCGGCCGUGGAGCUGCACCCGCAGUGGUCGCAGCCCGAGCGGCGCCACUCGCUGGCCGUGCUGCUGCUCGGCCGACCGGCCGACGAGAGCCCGCUCAUCCGGCCCGUCUGCCUGCCGCCGCCGGACCCACCGGCUGGCACCGCGCAGCUGCUGCCCGCUCCAGGUUCCACAGUGGUGGAGGCCUCGUACAACCUGGACACCACUGGUCUGAGUGACGGCUCGGCGCGGCAGCGGCUGGUGACCGGCGAGGUGCCGGUGCAGCCGCUCGGUCGGUGCGUGGCCGCGCUGGCCGGCGCGCCGCUUGCCGAGCUGCUGUUCCCCGGCGGGCCGCAGCCGGAGCCGGACCUGUGCCUGGCCGCCGGCCACCAGUGCGCGCAGGACGUCGGCGCGCCGGCCGUGGCCGCGGGCGAGGACGGCACCAUCCAGCUGGAAGGGCUGCAGCUGAUGGGCAGCUGCGCCGCCGGCCAGCCGCGCCUGCUGCUGCGCGUGCGACACUACGUGCCCUUCAUCGCCGACGCCAUCGAGAAGCUGACAAAGCCGUCCAGCACAGGCUUCUAGUCCCGAGUUGGCGUUUGUUCUUGGAACCUACUCAUACUUAUGGCAAAGUUAAGCAAUUAAACGUUCCAGCGCUGACAAACAGUAAAAAGUUAUAAAGCUUCAGUGAGCCAUAUGCCUCCCGUUCCACAUGGUACGUUUAAAUACAAGUCGUUGUGUGCAGUGUGCUAAAACGGGCAAUAAGUUCCGAGUUUAUCCUUAUCAUCGCUGGCCAGCUAGGUUGAAUGACCUUUUCUUUGCGUUCGUUCAUCCUCCAUCGCCAUAAAGUUAAGUUCAGGGCAACGGAACCGUUAUGCACGAGCGCCAAUUCCUUCUCCGUAAAACCCGAUUCCUGUCCUAGCCGACGUCUGCACAAUCGUCACGCGGCCGGAGCGCGGUCAGGCUAUGGAAGCUCGGCCUAUACCCGGUGCACCGGUCCGACCAGAGACGGCGUCACGAGCCGCGCCUCUACAUAGAGCCGGAAUUUCACAACCGGGUCGGCGGGCGCACUAGCCACUCGCCGGGCGGGCGGGCCGUUUCGCAACCGUCACCUUCCCGUUCCGGCGGCCGUCAGUCGUGCGCGCGUCACUGUGUGGCGGCUGUCGCGGCUACCUCACAACGCAGAAUGCCACGCACCACUCAGUACCAUACCUAUAGACCUCUUGGUAUCCCUCCCCCUUUAUGGUCACCCCUUUUCCCAUCACCUCCACAAAACACGGUCAUUCUAUUAACAGUGGUAUAUUUCUGAGGUGGCGGUCGGUAGCCACCGGCCGCGCGGCCCCAUAUCACGGCGGCGCGACAUUGUGCACGGCCACAGGUCAGAGGAAUGUGGGACCGGCCAGAGCGCCGUGCCCCGAGCCGGUGCCGAGUCGCCAGGUCCCACAGCGUCCAUCCCAACUGCGCUUCAUUUUAUUUGUGCAUCGUUAUAAAAAAUACACACGAGCGGAAACGUCACAAAUUACCUUCCCACCAUAUCGCAAUAAAACCCAUAUAUAUCUCGGCCACCCGUUAACACGUGGUCCGGAGCGGCCGAAUAAAUACACAAGAGAACA